UUCAUCUUUUUUAUCUAUAAACUUGCACGUCAAGCAGCAAAUUGAGAAAUUUUAGCCGAAAUUGAGGCAUUGGUACGUUACAAUUAGGUAUGGAGUGUAUUUCCAAUCCCAAAAAUGACUCUAAUUGCAUCAUUUUAAAAAAAAAAUUCAACAUGACAGAUAUUGUCUCUCUCCUUUUCGAUCUAACAAUAAAUUGAAUUAGUAGUACCUACACGUGUUGUUUUUUACGUCCGGUGACUGUCUUCAAAAGAGCUGGAAAAUUGUGUUUUUUUAUUUUCCUUAUUACUUUUAAACAAAGAUGGGCCCUCUAACCAACGCACCUGAGAGUCAUUCAAUUCAAAAUGGCAACGCAGCAUCCUCCAAUCGGCCCAGACACUCCACGAGAUCGACAUGUGCGCAGAUAUUGGCUACUUUAAUACAAAAUUGGCUGCUCAUUGAAAUAGGACUUGACAUAGCAAUGACAACGAUGGUUAUCGGUGCUCUUCACAAUAGUGCAUCAGAGGAACUCAGUAUGAACGACGAUCAGGCCUCUUGGUUUGGUAGUUUACCAGAUAUUUGUCAUCCAGUUUCCAGUCUGUUAUCUGGCUAUGUCCAGGAGGCCGUAGGCCGAAAAACAGCCAUGAUCAUGGUAACAAUUCCAUGUUUUGUGGCUUGGAUAACUCUGCAUUUUGCGCAAUCCAUCAACACCCUUUACAUCGUUUCUAUUAUUAUGGGACUUUGCACAGGGUUAACAGAAGCACCUUUACACUCAUACAUCGGAGAGAUCGCAGAGCCUCAUUUGAGGGGAACUUUGUCAUCAAUCUCCACAUCUGCUGCUCUCAUAGGUAUGUUCAUGAUGUACGUUUUUACUUACUUCUUUUACUGGAGGACGGUAGCUUUGAUCUGCAGUGCGUGCCCUGUCAUUACUUUUACGGUCAUGACGCAGAUUCCCGAGUCUCCAACGUGGUUAGUGGUAAGAAAUCGGUUGGAGGAAGCAAAAAAAGCUUUAUGCUGGUUGAGAGGUUGGGUCAAACCAGACGAGGUGGAGGAGGAGUUUCAAGCUCUGGUGAAGCAUGCGAAAAAAUCUGUCGGCUUGAAUCAGGCUGGAGAUGAUAAGCCGAGGACGAAAAUAGCUUUUCUGAAAAUGCAGCUCACGGAAAUGACCCGCAAGAAAGUGCUCCUUCCAUUUCGACAGAUAUGUAUCGUGUUUUUCAUUUGCUCGUUGGCCUACUUCUGCGCGAUUAGGCCGUAUCUGAUCGGAGAACUGCAGAAAUUGGACACUCCCAUUGAUGCUAAACUUAUAUUAAUAUACUCGCAAGUUCUGUUGUUCAUCGGUGCAAUGAUGAAUGUGAUGUUCUUGCGGCGAUUCGGGAAGCGGAAGAUAGCCAUAUUUUGCAACACUGUAAUUGCCAUAUCCAUGUUCGGACUCGGGAUCCAUUACGCUUACCUCAAAGGCUCAAAGCAAUUCCCACUGCUGGCGUGGCUGCCGGUCGUGUUUUGGCUGAGCAUCAGCUUCUUUGGUGGUUUCGGCCCAGCGCUUUUGGCUUGGCAGUUGGUAUCUGAGCUUUUCCCCAUUAUAGGCCGCGGCCUUGCAACUGGAAUCUCUGCUGCUUUCUCGAAGUUAAUGGGGGCUGCCGAAGUCAAAUCAUACCUGUACAUAGAGGCAUGGGUAGAUUUAAGCGGUGUGAUGUACCUAUACGGGACGGCUACAAUUUUAGGUACCCUCUAUUUAUAUUUCUAUCUGCCCGAGACUGAAGGGAAAUCAUUAGAACAGAUUGAAGUGUAUUUCACUGAAAAUUAUGAUCGAAAGGAAAAAUUUUCCAUCGGAAAACGAGUAAAAUUGGAGGAGAAAAAUCCUUCUUAAGAGUAAACAUGUUUUUAAGAUACUUUUUCGGUGGAUUUUUGAAAGCAAUACUUUAGUUAUUUCAAUAACUUCUUCAGUAUUCUCCUCCUUAGUUUUGAUGUACAUGUUAGUGCAAAAUCCUGGGAACGUAGAUUUUUAUCAGCACUUUUUGACGUUAGCACUGAGGGGUAGCUGCUGAAUCCUCAUCGAUCGUGUAUUCAAUGAUCUUAGCAAAUAGACAAGAUCGCAAAUACGUAAUCUAGAUCAUGAUAACUAGUAAUAAAGUCUCGGACAUCAACUUGUUGGGUAAAAAAAAAAAAAAUUAAUCGGUCACAACUUGAAUGGAAAGAAUAGGUGAGAUCUUUCUUUAAGGAGUGGUGAUGAUUUGCCAGAUAUUAAAUUAAACAGUGAUUAAUGUUAAAACAUAAACGCAUGGUUUAAUUUCAAAGAUAAAAACAAUUACAAUUACAAUGGAACAUCAAAAUCAGUUUGAAGGUGGCUGCCGCCAAGCUACUGGCGGCUGCAGUGAAAAACACUUUUUAAAAAUACAUACACAUUGUUAUAAAAUAAAUAGCCAAUGUACAGGACAGAUCUCAGCAAUAAUACAAAUUUGUACAAAAAUAUAACACUGUAUCAUUACAAAAUUACUUUAAAUUGGAAACAAACUGAUGUAUAUUCGCUACAUGAUAAUCAUUACUUGAGAAAGAAUUUGAUUUGAUUUGACUUGUAACAGUCGAUAUAACUCAUUUGGAACAGAGAAAGAAGACUUGUUGAACAUUGUAUUAGCGAAAAGUUAAAACCUUUAUUUGUACACUGAACUAAUUAAAAUCUUGUAUGAUAACGGAA
Molecule: messenger RNA, 2668 nt
Organism: Bemisia tabaci
Lineage: Eukaryota; Metazoa; Arthropoda; Insecta; Hemiptera; Aleyrodidae
Source: RefSeq, a predicted model, not a curated record